AUGCGUUUCAACAAUUUUAUCGCCCUGGCGGCUGCGACCGCUCAAAGCGUCGCUGGCCUGGGAAUCAACUGCGAGGGCGACACACUCUGCGGAAUCUCGUACAUGGCCGGCGGCCGCCUCACCCAAUUCCAGACCAUCUUCGACAACAUCUUCGAAAGAAGACUUUGGGAUAACGGCGAUACCAUCGGCUGUGUCGAGCGACUUCAUUUAAACUUCCAGGGCUCCUCCAAGGGAGUGUACUGCGCGUACAUCCAAAACCUCGACGGCAGCGUCGACGGCGCCACACUCAGGAGCCUCUACACCGAGCUGGUCGAAUACGGCUGUGGCGUCUGCGGCUCCAUCCCCAUCCACUACGCCAAGGGCGACGACGACGUCAACCACGGAGAGCUCUCUUUCAACAUGGUGGACAGCCUGCCGGAGAACUGCGAGCUCGACCAGCCCUGCAAAAUACCCAACUAA
Trichoderma gamsii is the source of this 459-nucleotide messenger RNA. RefSeq lists its product as hypothetical. NCBI's taxonomy places the organism in Eukaryota, Fungi, Ascomycota, Sordariomycetes, Hypocreales, Hypocreaceae. The record is from RefSeq and is a predicted model, not a curated record. Gene Ontology annotation, cellular component: extracellular region. Bases 1 to 459 code for a protein of 152 amino acids. The transcript has a single exon.